AGAUUUUUGCUAAUUAAAGAAUAAUAAUAAGUGUAUAGAAAAACCCUUGGAAAAACCACUGAUAAGCGGUCUAAUUGAACUGCAAAGAUGGGAGGUGGAGACUUGAACACAAAAAAAUCUUGGCAUCCAAAUACAUUCAAAAACCAAGAGCGCGUUUGGAAAGCUGAACAAGCCGAUGCCGAUGAAAAACGGAAACUUGCGGAACUGCAGCAUGAAAUAGACGAGGAGCGCAAUCGUGAGGAACUAAAAAGUAUGGCUAAGAAAUCCGGUCUCAUUGCCGACACCGACGGCGAUCGCAAACUGGAAUGGAUGUACAAAGGGCCACAGGUUAACCGAGAGGAGUACUUGCUGGGUCGCACAAUCGAUAAAACUUUUGAACAGCUGGAUGCACAGGAAAAAGCAGGCCCGAGUGUAGGAAUAAGUCAGCCGAAAAACCACGUCGAGCAUGAAUGUAUUCCGUUUUCUAUCCGUCAAUACAAGGGAUUAGAGGGAACAGAACAAGUCGAUAUUGCCAGAAAGUUGAUGGAAGAUCCUCUGAUGGCUAUCAAGCAAAAGGAGGUCGAAAGCCGACAAAAGAUAUUGGAGAAUCCUGUGAAGCUAAAAGAGCUGCAUCGUUUGCUGAAAAGCGACCGUAGCAUUCAUGAGCGGAAAGAUAAAAAUAAAAAAUUGAAAAAAAAAUCCAAGAAGAAGGAAAGGAAAUCCAGUUCGGAUAGUGAAUCCGACUCAGGAAACGAGAGGCAAGAUUUAGAUAAAAUUCUUGCAGAAAAAUACAAAAAGAUUAAAUCUAAGGAAGGUGACAAAAUUGGCUUAGAUAAAUUGUUAAAUAUGAAGUAUCAAAAGCUAUCUAAAGAGCUGAAUAAAUUAGCUAAACCAAAAAAGCACAGAAAAAAUAGCAGCAGCAGUGAGAGUAAUACCUCAGACUCAGACUCGAAUAAUGCAAGGGAGCAAUCAAAAAGAAGACAUCACGGUAAAGAUCAGGAUCGGUCGGAACGAUACAAAUCAAACAAGCAUAGUACAGAGAGAAUGCGUCACCGAAGUGUCUCGAAUAGUCCAGAUCGUAGAGAUGGUCGGAAACGAGAACGAUCGCAUCGAGAAAGUUAUCGUUUUAGAGAAGACGAUCGCAGACGCUCUCCGGCAGCAAAACGUGAGCGUUCACGUUCGAGAGAUCGCAGACCUCAUCGUCACAAGUCACCAAUCCCAUCGGAUUCGGAUUCUUCGUCUAACGAAAAAGGUUUACCCAACCGCGAUGAUUCUGACGAUGAUCGGAAAUCAUCGAAAGCGAGAAAUUUUGGUCUUGUGUCGGCUUCUGGCAAAAAGUUACACUUGUCUAAACGCAAUGAAGUGCGUCUUUACAAAAGAGAAGAAAUAAAGGCCCAUCAGGCCAACCAGAAGCCAUCGUGGAACCGCCCAGAGAAAAAAGCUCCUUUGACCGAGGGGGAAAUUGAAGCCCGCCGAAAGGCUAUGCUGCAGAAUGCAGAAUGGAGGGAUAGUGAGCGUCAGAAAAACGUUCGCCGCUAUGAGGACGAAGACCGCAAGGAAGAACAAAAAGAGAAAAAUUCAAAAUAUGAUAAGAAUUUUAUCACUAAGCAGUUCAAACAUGCCGCAAAUAACGAAACGGUGGAAAAACGGAUCAAGUCUAACCGGAACAACAUUCAACGGGCCGGUGGUUCGAUGAGUACGCAUUUCGCAAAACGGUAGAUUUGUUUAAACAAUAUUAUUAAUAAUCUAUCACUGAUUUCGUACUGAGAAGCGAAACUGCCUCAUCUAUUUCUAGAGCGUAAUCGUGUCUUUUAUUAGUUAUAACUAUAUUAAGAACAAGCGAAGUGAAUUUUUAUGGCAAAGAUUAAGUCCGUGUUAAAGGCUAUGGGUUAGGUCUGUUCAUCACGCGAAUAUUGUGUUGCUCAAGCGCGUUUCCAUCUAAGCAGAAUCAAAGGCCAACUACUUAUGGAAGUAGUUUCCACUGGCAAUGGACGAGCAACCGGGCCGACGAAGCUGGAAGUUAAUGGAGAUAAUUUCGAAUUACUUAUUGUGUGAAUAAUA
This is a messenger RNA of Sabethes cyaneus, 2040 nucleotides long. It is a transcript of the gene Cwc25, whose product is annotated as pre-mRNA-splicing factor CWC25 homolog. Gene Ontology annotation, biological process: mRNA splicing, via spliceosome. Gene Ontology annotation, cellular component: U2-type spliceosomal complex. The transcript is spliced from 3 exons. Lineage: Eukaryota; Metazoa; Arthropoda; Insecta; Diptera; Culicidae. The record is from RefSeq and is a predicted model, not a curated record. The coding region runs from base 88 to 1698 and encodes 536 amino acids.